Molecule: messenger RNA, 1057 nt
Organism: Schistocerca piceifrons (Central American locust)
Lineage: Eukaryota; Metazoa; Arthropoda; Insecta; Orthoptera; Acrididae
Exons: 2
Coding region: 113-1057 (314 amino acids)
Source: RefSeq, a predicted model, not a curated record
CAGCUCGGCCGGUAUCCCGCGCUCGCCAGCGCUCGUUGCCCAGCGCCUCAGCUCUCGUUCCACAACGCACGCCACGUAUCGGACGAGAGCCGCUCGGCGGCGUCGCGUCGAGAUGGAGUGGUCCAAUGACCUGUCUUUGCAGCUGAUAGAGGCUUACCGCGAUCGGCCCGUUCUUUGGGACGUCAGCCACAACUAUUACAAGUUGGCCAACCGUCGCAACGAGGCUUGGGCUGAGAUCGCCAAGCUCUUCAACUGCGACGUCAUGGAGGUGAAGAAGAAGAUGAAUUCGCUACUGUCGUCCUUCCGCCGAGAACGACAGAAGGAGGGGCUGCGGCGCUCGGGCACCGGCCCGGAGGAGGUGUAUCACUCCACGUGGUUCGCUUUCAACAGUCUCAAAUUCCUGUUUGACAGAUACCGGCCUCGCCGCCACAGGCACAACUUUGAGGAUGACGACGGUGACUACGAGGGAGAGGACUUCAUUACGGACGAGGAACCGGACAUCCCGACGGACGUUCUGAAGAUGGAGUACAGCGAGGAUAGCCCGGUGGCGGGAGACAGCGCUGUGCUGGAGCGGUUCUCGGCGGACGGCGACAAGAAGCCUGCGCUGAAGCGCAAGCGCGGCUGGUCGGAGGAGACGCGGCUGGCGGACGCGUGCGGCCUGCUCAAGGCGGCGGUGACGGCGGGUGCAUUGGCGCGGGACGAUUGCGCCGUCUACGGCGAGCACGUGGCCAACAAGCUGCGCGCGCUCGACCACCGCACGCGCGCCAUCGUGCAGCACGCCAUCAACAACGUGCUGUUCGAGGCGGACAUGGGCAAGUACAGCGAGGCGGGCGCGCCACACUUCCAGCCGGCGUACUACGAGUGCGCCACCCCUGCCGGCUUCCCGCCCGCCUGGGCGCCGCCCACGCCGCAGCCCCAGCAGGCCGCCGCCGCCGCGGCCGCCGCCGCCGCCAUGAUGUGCCCGCCGCCGCCUCCGCAGCAGGCGCCGGCCGGCGCGCAGGCGCACGCGUCGCCCACCGCCGCCUCUCAGCCCCCGCACCAGAGUCCGCGCGCCUGA